Doryrhamphus excisus (bluestripe pipefish) is the source of this 2686-nucleotide messenger RNA. Lineage: Eukaryota; Metazoa; Chordata; Actinopteri; Syngnathiformes; Syngnathidae. The record is from RefSeq and is a predicted model, not a curated record.
GAAGCCAGAAACACUCCCAAUGACGCUGUGUAAGAGAAAAGAUCAAUGAAAAAGAUGGUGUUUUGGGGAUCUCACAGCCAAUACAGACAAGUGAACAUCCUAUAAAGGUUUCAAUGGGAGCAAUACAGCUGGAGUAACCCACCUGGUACAUAUGACCAAGCACCCCACAUCCAUUCUUCCUACAAAGAUGUCGGACAUUAUGAUCAAUGUGUGCUUUUCUGGAGAAUCUCCUACAUCUCAAAGCAAGGCAAGAAUAUUAACCAGGAGCCGGGUGAGAAAAACAGGGAAAUGCUUCACAGAACGCAGACAGAAGUGGAAGCGCAAGCAAGCUUCAGAUCGGAAUUCCCUUUCUUCACCAGGAUCAAAGGCAGAGGCACUGAUCAGGUCACAUAUCAACAAGCAUAUCAAACAGCAUGAAGAAACUUCCGGGGAGCAUCAAUUCAGAAAAAGCAAGGGCAAAAAUAAUAGAUUCAAUAAGCAUCCAUCAUGUCAGACUUCCUCACACCAUCAGCCUUCAUUGAGUGUUACCGCAGGAGCUGCAGUGCCCAGCAAGUUCCUUGCCAUCGACUGUGAGAUGGUGGGCACGGGUCCCAAAGGAUGGGUCAGCCAGCUGGCACGCUGCAGCAUUGUGACCUAUGAGGGCGACAUUGUGUACGACAAGUACGUCAAACCCAGCAUGCCUGUUACCGAUUACCGCACACCCUGGAGCGGCAUCCGACCCCGUGACCUCUGGGAUGCCACGCCCUUCCACCAAGCCAGAAAGGAGGUAGUGAAGCUUCUCAAGGGGAAGGUGGUGGUCGGCCAUGCCGUGCACAAUGACUUCAAGGUCCUUCAGUAUUCACACCCCCCCGCCAUGACCAGAGACACGUCCCGCAUCCCGCUGCUGAAUGAAAAGGCGGGCUUCAGGGCGAAUCAGUGCGUCGCGCUGAAGAAGCUCAUCAAGGUCUUUUUCAACCGUGACAUCCAGAUGGGCUGCCAAGGUCACUCCUCGGUGGAAGACGCUCAAGCCACCAUGGAGCUCUACAAAGUGGUGGAGGACGAGUGGGAGAAGAUGCUGGCCUCAGGAGAGCCAGUCAGCAUCAGUGGAAGCUGAUUGGAUCAUUGAAAAGGACUCCCCCCAAUCACAUCCUGUUUAAAACUGCUGCUGUGAGGAAAGGUGGUCAGUCACAUCGUAAUGUUACCUCAGUGUGAACUCAGGCUGUCACGGUGAAAUGCUUCUUCACUGGAGCAGAGGUUGUGUCGUCAGUCCUGCAGCACAAGUGACCUCACACAUCAAACACCUCCCUUGUCUCCAUUGUUGCCGCAGAAAGCUGAGAGGGGAAAAAAAAACAACAGCCCAAAAUCAGACAAAUGUAUAAAUGAGCAGCACUAAAUGCUUCUGCUUGUUUGUAUUUUAUGUAUUUUUACAAUGACCAAAGGUUUAAAAUAAUUUUUAUGGUUCUCUGACAGUUUCACUUGUGUGUAAAAAAAUUAUUUAAAAAUUAGACAUUGAUAAACCAUUUCAAAACAACAAAAAGUGAAUUCUGACAUGUAACAAUUAAUUGACAAAGAUUCAAACCUGAUUUCAGGAAAAAUAAUAAUAAAAAAGGAACAAAAGGAACGUGCGCAAAUUAAUAUGUUUAUAUUUCCAGUGCCCAGUUAAAAAGAAAAACAUCCAGGCCUUAUUACAUGUUGCAAAAAAACCAAACUUUGUCACAAUGUAUCACUGCAUCCACACUGUGGACCUAUAUGCUUCAACCUGUCCUUGUUCAACCUUUGGGAAGAAAAUAUCCUUUCUAAUGACUGGAUAUUUUUCUCAAAGUUGGAAAGUAUAGAAGAUGAAGUGCUAGCCAGCUUAAUGAAUUGAAAUGCUUGACAGGAAAGGUGGCCAUAUAAUACAAUAUGGAUUGCAGCAACCUGCUGGGGCAGCUGAUUAAGAAUUUACAUUUUCCAUUAGCCACAUGUGUCUAAUUCACUUUUUAUGAACCACAGUGAGGAAUUUGUGCAUGUUGCACAUUUUUUGCCAUGCAGCUAAGACGAUUCAUUGAGACGGCCAUAAAUAAUGUUCUAUUUUUACACUUUAAUAAAGCCUGGAUUAUGCUGCUGCAUCGAGGAGCCACUGUAUGCUACUUCAAAGCCUCCUUCUAGCUUGUUGUUGAUCAACAAUUUUGGAUCAACAUUUGCAAUGAAAUUGACUUGCAAUUGCAAUGGAACCUUAGUGUUAAGUCGAUACAGAAGGUUUUAAUAGUAAUAUUCUAGGUAGUAAGAACUAUAAAAGCAAUCUUCACUCGCUAAAUGUACUGCAAAAAAGGUCAGUAAGGAUAAUUCAUAAUGCCGCCUACAGAGAACAUACUAACUCCUUAUUUCUUGGACCAGUCAUGAUGUGCCCCAUAUAUCACUAUAUUGACAGUUACCCAUUAUGUCACUGUAUGGUCAUAUCACCUUGUACUUCGGUACGGGACAAAAAGAAAACAAAAAAGAUAUGUGAUAAAAAUAAAAAAAAUUAAACCAUAUUAGGAAAGCAGGAAGUGAACAAAUUUAAGAGUUACUGAUUGUAAAAGUACCAGAUGGAGGGGUAGGAUUUAAUAAGCUUUGCUUCUUCUUACUCCUUUUGGACAUGUGGAACUGUGAACUGAUCAUGUGAUGCAAUCAAUUGUAAUCUGAUGCAUGUUCAAAUGAAAUAAAACCAUUACCAAUCUAACUGAAA